GCGGGAUGGUCUCGAAGGUUCGGGAGGGCAAACACGGGCAGCCAUAAAUUACAGAUCGUGAAGUCCUCGCAGCCCCAUAUUCAUCAGUCUUAAGCCUUCAGACUUGCUGCUCUCUACCUUCAUAUUCUUCGCCGGAGUGAACAGAGAUGGCGGCUGUCCCACCACCGAUGCCGACGAGCACGGCGAACUGGCACUGGAAGAACAAGACGGUGACGCCCUGGGCGCGCGCGUGGUUCGAGCGCGAGCUCGUCACGGUCGAGGUCAGCGGGGAGGGCGAGGAGAAGGUCGGCGUGACGAAGCUGAACGACUUUGAGGGCGACGUGGAGCUCGGCCAGCGGAAGAGCAAGUUGAUCACGAUCUACGACUGCAAGGUCGAGCUGCAGUGGGCGGGCACGGCCUCGGAUGGGUCUGAGGUGACGGGCAAGCUCACCGUCCCGGAGGUCUCGCACGAGAUCACGCUCGAUGGGCUCUCGGACUACGUCUACCACUGGUCGCUCACGUCGCCGUCCUCGCCGCAGGCAGACGCGCUGCUCGCGCUCGCGAAGAAGAGCCUCCCCGCCGCGCUCGAGAAGAAGUUCGCCGAGUUCGCCGCGGCGAUCAUCGACACCCACGGGAAGGACCUCCAGGUGUCCUCCUCCAGCGCGGAGCCCUCGCGCCAGGGCACACCCGCGCCGCCCGCCACAUCCGCGCCCGCGUCCUCCGGAUCCGCCAAGCCCUCCACGUCUGCGCCGGCGAAGGCCGCGCCGAAGGUGAACUCGACGUCCGUGAGCGCGGAGGCGAACUUCAUGGCGGCGGCGGCGGACCUGUUCGACCUGCUCACGAACGAGAAGCGCAUACCGAUGUGGACGCGUGCGCCCGCGGUGUCGGCCGCGCAGCCCGGUGCGGAGUACAGCUUGUUUGGCGGCGGCGUGAAGGGGAAGUAUGUCAGCUUGACCCCGCCGAAGGAGAUCGUGCAGAGCUGGGCGCUGAGCAGUCCGACUUGGCCGGAUGGCCAUGUCGCGACCUUGACCACGACGCUUGAUCAAGGAUCGGAUUCUACGAAGGUCAGCUGGCGACUGGAGGGUGUUCCCCUCGGCACGGAGGAGGAAAUACAAAGGAAUCUGCAGGGAUACUACAUCCACGGACUGAAGUCUAUUGGGUUGGGCACGGAGUUGUGAAUGCGUGCACGUCAACGGGGAACGUUCUGCAACCUAAGACGCCUCGAAGUACAGGGGACGUACCGAUUUGGGCAGCGGGAGUUCGGGGACGUGCUGAUAGUAGAUACAAGAAACGCAAAGUGUACGCGUUGGCAGACUAAGAAUACAUUUGUACAAUUUCUGCAUAUCACAUCGUCUUCUCGUCGUGUCCGCCACAUUCGAGAUAGACAAUUGUGCCCAAAGGAAAGGA
This is a messenger RNA of Rhodofomes roseus, 1386 nucleotides long. Its product is annotated as activator of Hsp90 ATPase. The record is from RefSeq and is a predicted model, not a curated record. Gene Ontology annotation, cellular component: cytosol. The transcript is spliced from 7 exons. NCBI's taxonomy places the organism in Eukaryota, Fungi, Basidiomycota, Agaricomycetes, Polyporales, Fomitopsidaceae. Gene Ontology annotation, molecular function: protein-folding chaperone binding; ATPase activator activity. Bases 147 to 1157 code for a protein of 336 amino acids. Gene Ontology annotation, biological process: protein folding; positive regulation of ATP-dependent activity.